AUGCCGGUGGCGGGGCGCGUCCCGCGGCGGGGCAGCCCCGCGCCCCCCGCGCCGCCCCGCAGCCGCCGCCGCCGCUCCGCGAUGCCGGCGGCGGGGCGAGGGCAGCCCGCCUCCUGGCUGCUGGUGCUGGGCGCCGCCGCGCCCGCCCUCUGGCUGCGCUGCGUGCUCGCCGACUUCACGGUGGACAACGAGGUGCACUCCAGCUUCAUCCACCGGCGGCUGCGCGGCCCCGAGCGCCGCGAGAUGCAGCGGGAGAUCCUCUCCAUCCUCGGCCUGCCGCACCGCCCGCGGCCGCACCUCCACGGCAAGCACAACUCGGCCCCCAUGUUCAUGCUGGACCUCUACAAUGCCAUGUCCGUGGAGGAGGGGGCGGCGGGGGCCGCCGCCGAGGACGGCGAGGGCUUCUCUUACCCCUACAAGCCCAUCUUCAGCACCCAGGGGCCGCCUCUGGCCAGCCUGCAGGACAGCAACUUCCUCACCGAGGCUGACAUGGUCAUGAGCUUCGUCAACUUGGUGGAGCAUGACAGAGAGUUCCACCACCAGCGCUGCCACUACCGAGAGUUCAGGUUUGAUCUCUCGCGGAUCCCAGAGGGGGAGGCGGUGACGGCGGCCGAGUUCAGGAUUUACAAGGAUUACAUCCGCGAGCGCUUCGACAACGAAACCUUCCAGAUCAGCGUCUACCAGGUCCUGCAGGAGCACCCGGGAAGGGAUUCGGAUUUGUUCCUGCUGGACUCCAGGACGAUCUGGGCUGCAGAGGAAGGGUGGCUGGUGUUCGACAUAACCGCCACCAGCAACCACUGGGUGGUGAACCCCCAGCACAACCUCGGCCUGCAGCUCUCCGUGGAAGGCAUUGAUGGACAAAGCAUCAACCCCAAGCUGGCGGGGCUCAUCGGCAGGCACGGCCCCCAGAACAAGCAGCCCUUCACCGUCGCCUUCUUCAAAGCCACCGAGGUCCAUCUGCGCAGCAUCCGCUCCACGGGGGGCAAGCAGAGGAGCCAGAACAGAUCCAAAACACCAAAGAACCAGGAGGCUUUCCGGGUGUCCAACGUUGCAGAGAACAGCAGCAGUGACCAGAGACAGGCCUGCAAGAAACACGAGCUCUACGUCAGCUUCAGGGACCUGGGGUGGCAGGACUGGAUCAUCGCUCCCGAGGGCUACGCUGCCUAUUACUGUGAAGGAGAAUGUGCUUUCCCCUUGAAUUCCUACAUGAAUGCUACAAACCAUGCCAUUGUACAGACACUGGUUCACUUUAUAAACCCAGAGACUGUGCCGAAACCCUGCUGUGCUCCUACACAACUCAAUGCCAUCUCAGUGCUCUAUUUUGAUGACAGCUCCAAUGUUAUCUUAAAAAAAUACAGGAACAUGGUGGUACGAGCAUGUGGCUGCCACUAGAUUCGUAGGAGAGAGAAGGAAGACGGAAAAAGAAGUUAUUUGUAAAGAGUGGGUUUGUGUGGCUGUGUGGGGGCGGGGGAAAGGUUUGUGCUCCAGCCGUGGGUUUAAAGAAGUCCCAAACCAUUUGAGGACCAGGCCUCUGAAAAUUCAGACAAUGGAACAGUUUCUGGAUCUAAAGAGGCAUUUGAACACAUUUUGUUUUAGUUUAUUACAGACAAUGAGCUUGUAAACUGAAACAAGCCAGAGAAAUGGUUUAAACCCAAAUCUGCUUACAAAAUUGGCUCCUACAGUACAUACUUUUGCAAAUGAGUCUUUCUGGAGAUUGCAAACUCACCAGUGUUGAUUUUGAGUAAAACAGUAAUAAUCUAUCCAAGGUGAGACUGUGCUGUGACUAAUAAGUGUGUGUAGUUCCUGUAACACGGUUUGCAAUAAAAUAAGUGA
This is a messenger RNA of Hirundo rustica (Barn swallow), 1833 nucleotides long. It is a transcript of the gene BMP7, whose product is annotated as bone morphogenetic protein 7. The coding region runs from base 1 to 1392 and encodes 463 amino acids. The record is from RefSeq and is a predicted model, not a curated record. Gene Ontology annotation, biological process: SMAD protein signal transduction. The transcript is spliced from 7 exons. NCBI's taxonomy places the organism in Eukaryota, Metazoa, Chordata, Aves, Passeriformes, Hirundinidae. Gene Ontology annotation, molecular function: cytokine activity; growth factor activity. Gene Ontology annotation, cellular component: extracellular region.